AGUUGAUGAGUUCGGCUGAUACGGGUGUUUAGAUGGGGGGGAUAGUGGGGACGGUUGAGCCAGUGGGUAUAUCUGUCUGAGAGCGAAGUAUGAAUUGAGGAAGGCCAGACACGAGACAAGCUACAACAAGGUAGGAGGAUAGCUAGUAGACAGCGAAAUGCGAUGAGGAUUCAACAACCUUCCGAUGGAAUGAACAUGGAUGAAGACAGGCCAAACAGCAGCCAUCGCGCCUUCUAUUCUAUCCUCACAGCAUCCGUCUCAGGCGCGGGCAAGCCGGCGAUCAGUGCAAUCUGGGGAUUGCUGUCCUGUAUCCAUGUCCACGACAGCAAGUGGAUAGAGUCAUCUGUACCAAGGCCAAACAUUUGUACGGCGCGCAGCACAUGGUCACAAAGGCAUAAGGGGGGGAUGGAUGGCAUGUCGUCAAGCAUUGCAGCAGCUUGCUUACCGCGACACACAAAGACCAUGGACGACGGCAUACUGUUGUUACGAGUCCACACCAUCGGACAUGACAGGCGCGCGGACCUUAAGCAGCCUUCACAUUGGCGCGCAGCAAGACUAGAGGGAACGAAGUGAAAAAUGAUCAAUCAGGAGAACAAAAGCAAUGGAAGCACGACAUGGAAGGGAAUUCGCAUGGGACCAUCCAUGGGUGACGAUUAGGGCUGACUUUUGG
Messenger RNA from Pseudovirgaria hyperparasitica, 670 nucleotides. RefSeq lists its product as uncharacterized. The record is from RefSeq and is a predicted model, not a curated record. The transcript has a single exon. Lineage: Eukaryota; Fungi; Ascomycota; Dothideomycetes; Acrospermales; Acrospermaceae. Bases 163 to 573 code for a protein of 136 amino acids.